Molecule: messenger RNA, 1617 nt
Organism: Galeopterus variegatus (Sunda flying lemur)
Lineage: Eukaryota; Metazoa; Chordata; Mammalia; Dermoptera; Cynocephalidae
Gene: SLC52A1
Product: solute carrier family 52 (riboflavin transporter), member 1
Biological process (GO): regulation of DNA-templated transcription; riboflavin transport
Cellular component (GO): plasma membrane
Molecular function (GO): riboflavin transmembrane transporter activity
Source: RefSeq, a predicted model, not a curated record
AUGGCCCAUGUGCCCUUGGCAUUUAGGGAAGUGGCCACAGACCUCUCCCAAGAGGAGUGGAAGGGCCUGGAUGCUGCUCAGAAGGACUUAUACAGGGAUGUGAUGCUGGAGAACUACAGCAACCUCAUCUCACUGGGAUGUACCAUUCCUAAGCCAGAUGUGAUUACUUUUUUGGAGCAAGAGAAAGAGCCCUGGAUGGGUGACCCUGUGGAGGUGGUGGCCGCAGGCAGAGGCAAACAGGUCCCCAUCCAGGUGGUGCAGGUGCUGAACAUGGUGGGUAAUGCCCUGCUGACCCCUCUGUGGCACCAUGUGGGCCCAGCAGCAGGGCAGCUCCACUCUAUGGCCUUCCUAACACUGGCCUUGGUGCUGGUGCUGGUCUGCUGCACUUCUAAUGUCCCUUUCCUGCCCUUCCUGAGCCACCUGCCACCUCCCUUCUUACGGUCUUUCUUCCUGGGCCAGGUUCUCAGACCCUGUGUGCUGGCCCUAGUGCAGGGUGUGGGCCACCUCGAAUGGCCACCAGCCCCCACCAACAGCACCCCUGUGCCCUCUCCCCACUUCACUGGGCGUUUUCCCACCAUCACCUUCUUCUGGGCAAUGACCACCUUUCUGGUCACUUUGGUUGCAGCCUUCCAGGGUCUCCUGCUGCUGUUGCUGCCACCACCAUUGGUACCCACAGCAGGCCCGGAGCCUGGCCUGUGGGUAGGAGCCCCAUGAGCGGGGAAGGAGGAGGAAGAGGAAGAGGGUUCACCUUUGCAGAAGUCACCAAGCCAGGCAGCAGGCACCACCCCUGGCCCUGAGCCCCACUGGCUACUCUCAGCCCAUGGCACCUGCCUGCUGUGCCUUCUGGUGGUCACCAACAUUCUGACCAAUGGUGUGCUGCCUGAUGUACAUUUUUCCUGCUUGCCUUAUGGGCGCCUGGCCUACCACCUGGCCAUGGUGCUAGGCAGCACCACCAAUCCCGUUGCCUGCUUCCUGGCCACAGGGGUGCUGUGCAGCAAGUACCUGGCAGGGCUGGUCAGUCUCUCUCUGUAGGGCAUGCUCUUUGACCUAAUGAUGGCACUGACAAUCCUGAGUCCAUACCUGCCCCUGGUGGGCACCUCUGCAGGGAUGGUCCUUGUGGUGCUGUUUUGGGUCUGUGUCUGGGCGUAUUCUUCAUACACGAAGGUGGUGGCCAGUUCCCUGCUGCAUGGCAGGAGAUGGCUGACAUUGCUGGCGGCUGGCAAGGCUAUCCAUCUGGGCUCCCUGCUGGGUACCAUUGCUAUGGUCCCUCCCACAUGUUCUGCAGCAGAAACGAUGGUGUGGACCCAUGUGGACACUGAGCCUGGGCAGGAGACCUUGACACUUCAGGCCAGAUGCGAGCUAGUGCCAGAGGAAGAAGAAAUGCUGGCAGGGCCCCGGCCCAGCCCCGACGUCGCCUUCCUCUGCUCCCCAGCCCGCGCCCGGUCCCCCAGCCUCAUUCCCCACCCCAGCUCCAGCCGCGCGGAGAACACAAAACCCGGGGCUGCUGCCGCGCCCCACCCGGCCUUCUGCGCCUGCGCCCUUCGCCCCGUCUCGGGAGACUCGCGCACGGGCGCGCACGGACGCGGGGGCGCGCAUAGCCACGCUCUCUUCUCCUAA